AUGACGAUAUACCAAGUGAUACUAUUAUUUCUGCUCUGGGUGUGCCUGCCAAAUUUCUCCUCUACAGAGAUGUUAUUUAGAAGGACUUCUGAGCCCCAAUCAAAAAUUGUGAAGACGCGCACACCAGGAAGAGAUGGAAAAAUAUUGCACCGCCAAAAACGUGGUUGGAUGUGGAAUCAAUUUUUCUUACUUGAAGAAUAUACAGGAUCUGAUUAUCAAUAUGUAGGAAAGCUUCACUCAGAUCAAGAUAAGGGAGAUGGAUCACUCAAAUAUAUUUUAUCUGGAGAUGGAGCAGGCACUCUUUUUAUUAUUGAUGAGAAAACAGGUGACAUUCAUGCCACUAGGAGAAUUGAUAGGGAAGAAAAAGCAUUUUAUACCCUUCGUGCCCAGGCUAUUAACAGGAGAACUUUGAGGCCAGUCGAACCAGAGUCUGAGUUUGUCAUCAAAAUACAUGAUAUCAAUGAUAAUGAACCAACUUUUCCAGAAGAAAUCUAUACAGCUAGUGUUCCUGAAAUGUCUGUUGUAGGUACUUCUGUGGUGCAAGUCACAGCUACAGAUGCUGAUGACCCUUCGUACGGGAACAGUGCCAGAGUCAUUUACAGCAUACUCCAAGGACAACCAUAUUUUUCCGUGGAACCUGAAACAGGCAUCAUCAGGACUGCUUUGCCAAACAUGAACAGAGAAAACAGGGAGCAAUACCAAGUUGUUAUCCAGGCAAAAGACAUGGGUGGCCAGAUGGGUGGAUUAUCAGGGACUACUACAGUGAACAUCACGUUGACUGAUGUCAAUGACAAUCCGCCGCGAUUCUCCCAGAACACUAUCCAUCUUCGUGUUCCUGAAUCUUCCCCAGUUGGCACAGCCAUUGGCAGUGUAAAAGCAACAGAUGCUGACACUGGAAAAAAUGCUGAAAUAGAAUAUAGAAUUAUUGAUGGGGAUGGAACUGAUAUGUUUGACAUCAUAACUCAGAAGGACACCCAGGAAGGCAUCCUAACUGUGAGAAAGAACAAGGAUUUAAGUAACAAAAAUAUCCAGUUUUCCUUGGAUCGUCAUACUGAUCUUGACAGGAUUUUUAAUAUACACUCUGGAAAUGGGUCAAUUUAUACAUCAAAGCCACUUGACCGUGAAAUAUCUCAAUGGCACAAUCUUAGUGUUAUAGCAGCUGAAAUCAACAACCCCAAAGAAACAACUCGUGUAGCGGUUUUUGUCAGAAUUUUGGAUGUCAAUGACAAUGCUCCACAAUUUGCUGUGUUCUAUGACACUUUUGUGUGUGAAAAUGCAAGACCUGGACAACUAAUACAGACUAUAAGUGCAGUGGAUAAAGACGAUCCCUUAGGUGGACAGAAAUUUUUCUUCAGUCUAGCUGCUGUAAAUCCAAACUUCACAGUCCAGGAUAAUGAAGAUAAUACUGCUAGAAUUUUAACAAGAAAAAAUGGGUUCAGUCGGCAUGAAAUCAGUAGCUAUCUCCUGCCAGUUGUGAUCUCUGACAAUGAUUACCCAAUCCAGAGCAGUACUGGUACACUCACUAUUCGAGUAUGUGCUUGUGACAGCCAAGGAAAUAUGCAGUCCUGUAGUGCUGAGGCUUUGCUCCUUCCUGCUGGCCUAAGUACGGGUGCCCUUAUUGCCAUUCUCCUCUGCAUCAUCAUUUUGCUCGUUAUAGUUGUUCUCUUUGCAGCUCUAAAAAGACAGAGAAAGAAAGAGCCUCUGAUCUUAUCUAAAGAGGACAUCAGAGACAACAUUGUGAGUUAUAAUGAUGAAGGAGGUGGAGAGGAAGACACCCAGGCAUUUGAUAUUGGUACUCUGAGGAAUCCUGCAGUUAUAGAGGACAAGAAACUUCGGCGAGACAUUAUUCCAGAAACGUUGUUUAUCCCACGGAGGACUCCUUCAGCUCCAGAUAACACAGAUGUCCGAGAUUUCAUAAAUGAGAGGCUAAAAGAACAUGAUAUUGAUCCCACUGCUCCACCAUAUGACUCACUUGCAACCUAUGCCUAUGAAGGAAAUGAUUCUAUAGCCGAAUCUUUGAGUUCACUAGAAUCAGGUACUACUGAUGGAGACCAAAAUUAUGAUUACCUUCGAGAAUGGGGACCACGGUUUAAUAAAUUAGCUGAAAUGUAUGGUGGUGGGGAAAGUGACAAAGACUCUUAA
Messenger RNA from Gracilinanus agilis (Agile Gracile Mouse Opossum), 2142 nucleotides. RefSeq names its product cadherin-10-like. The record is from RefSeq and is a predicted model, not a curated record. Bases 1 to 2142 code for a protein of 713 amino acids. Gene Ontology annotation, cellular component: catenin complex; adherens junction; plasma membrane. Gene Ontology annotation, molecular function: calcium ion binding; cadherin binding. NCBI's taxonomy places the organism in Eukaryota, Metazoa, Chordata, Mammalia, Didelphimorphia, Didelphidae. Gene Ontology annotation, biological process: cell morphogenesis; calcium-dependent cell-cell adhesion; cell-cell junction assembly. The transcript has 11 exons.